UUCCUUUUGUUGGAGUCAAAGUUUUUGUAGGCUUAUGCAAGCAUGUCACUUUCAAGAUACUAGUCAUCUUGCAAGCGCAAAGUCAAAGAGCGCAGAAUUCAGGCACACCAUUUACCAGUUAACAGAAUCUAGUGAAAUGAAGCUGACAUCUCGCCUCUGCUUCAGGAUUCUUGAAAUUAUUUGAUUCUGAGCAGGACAUCCUAUACAAAAACACGUUCCUAUGCAUGAGGAUCAUGGAUUUUCCAGGACACUUUGAGCAAAUCUUUCAGCAGCUAAACUACCAGAGGCUUCAUGGCCAACUUUGUGACUGUGUCAUUGUGGUGGGAAACAGGCAUUUCAAAGCCCAUCGUUCAGUUCUGGCAGCGUGUAGCACACAUUUCCGAGCUCUCUUUACUGUUGCAGAGGGAGAUCAAACUAUGAACAUGAUUCAGCUGGACAGUGAAGUGGUGACAGCUGAAGCUUUUGCUGCUCUAAUUGACAUGAUGUACACUUCCACAUUAAUGCUUGGAGAGAGCAAUGUUAUGGAUGUCUUGCUGGCUGCUUCUCACUUACAUUUGAACUCUGUUGUUAAAGCAUGUAAACACUACCUUACUACCAGGACACUGCCGAUGUUCCCACCUAAUGAUAGAGUUCAAGAACAAAAUGCGCGCAUGCAAAGAUCUUUCAUGCUUCAGCAGCUUGGACUGAGCAUUGUGAGCUCUGCAUUAAAUUCCACUCAGAGCACAGAGGAGCAACCAAGUACCAUGAGCUCAUCGAUGAGAGGUAACAUAGAGCAGCGCACGACUUUUCCUAUUCGGCGUCUCCACAAGCGUAAACAGUCUUCUGAAGAUCGGGCCCGGCAGCGAAUCAGACCUACCAUAGAUGAGUCCGUUACAGAUGUUACUCCAGAGAGUGGACAGUCAGUAGUUCAUUCACGGGAAGAUUUCUUUUCACCAGAUUCACUGAAGAUUGUGGACAAUUCUAAGGCUGAUGCUGUAACUGAUAAUCAGGAGGAUAAUACUAUUAUGUUUGAUCAGUCUUUCAGUGCUCAGGAAGAUGCUCAACUGCCCAGCCAAUCUGACAACAGUGGAGGAAACAUUUCACAGAUGUCCAUGGCAUCCCAGGCAACGCAGGUGGAAACCAGCUUUGACCAAGACACUACUUCUGAGAAGAACAACUUCCCGUGUGAGAAUCCGGAGGUCAGCCUGAAUGAGAAAGAGCAUAUGAGAGUGGUGGUUAAAUCUGAGCCCUUGAGUUCCCCAGAGCCUCAAGAUGAAGUGAGUGAUGUCACUUCUCAAGCAGAAGGCAGUGAGUCUGUUGAAGUGGAAGGAGGAGUGGUGAGCGCAGAGAAGAUAGAACUGAGUCCUGAAAGCAGUGAUCGUAGCUUUUCUGAUCCUCAGUCCAGUACUGAUAGGGUGGGAGACAUCCAUAUUAUGGAAGUGUCAAAUAACCUGGAACACAAGUCCACUUUCAGUAUCUCUAAUUUUCUGAAUAAAAGCAGAGGUGGCAGCUUUGGUGCUAGUCAAAAUAAUGAUGACAACAUUCCAAAUACAACAAGUGACUGCAGAAUGGACAGUGAUGCCUCUUACCUAAUGAGUCCAGAAUCCGGGUCUGCGAGUGGUCAUUCAUCUGCGACAGUCUCUCAUGUAGAGAAUCCUUUUAGUGAGCCUGCGGACUCUCACUUUGUUAGACCAAUGCAGGAUGUAAUGGGUCUUCCCUGUGUACAGACAUCUGGAUACCGGGCUGCAGAACAGUUUGGUAUGGAUUUUCCAAGGUCAGGCUUGGGCCUGCAUUCUCUGUCAAGGGCAAUGAUGGGCUCUGUAAGAGGUGGAGCUAGUAGCUUUCCUGGCUACCGUCGCAUAGCCCCCAAAAUGCCUGUUGUGACCUCUGUCAGGAGCUCCCAGCUGCAAGAUAACUCUUCCAGUUCCCAGCUGUUAAUGAAUGGGACCACUUCUUCUUUUGAAAAUGGGCAUCCUUCACAACCUGGUCCACCACAGUUGACAAGGGCAUCUGCAGAUGUUCUUUCAAAAUGUAAGAAGGCCUUAUCUGAGCACAAUGUCUUGGUUGUAGAAGGUGCUCGCAAAUAUGCCUGUAAGAUCUGCUGCAAGACUUUUUUGACCCUAACAGACUGUAAGAAGCACAUCCGCGUGCAUACAGGAGAAAAGCCUUAUGCCUGUUUAAAGUGUGGCAAACGGUUCAGCCAGUCCAGCCAUCUAUAUAAACAUUCCAAAACAACCUGCCUGAGGUGGCAGAGCAGCAAUCUACCUAGCACUUUGCUUUAAUCUUUUUCCACCCGCUGGCCUGAAUGAGAGUGCCAGUACAAACUUUUAAGUAUCUGAAGUAUUUCAGGAACAUUAACACUAUUUUGCUCAAGGCUGCAGGUUAAGAAGCUGCCCUUGUAGAUCAGCGAACGUUUUAAGUGUGAUUGUGCCACACACACAAAAGGUUCUGUAAAUUGGGGAUAAUACCAUACCUACCUCACAGGGGUGUUGUGAGGCUAAAACAACUGUUAGUGAAGUGCUUUGAGAUCCUCAGAAGGUGGCACUGUUUCUAUGUUAAGCGUUAUUAUUAUGUACAUGCAGGCCUUGGGCUCACAGGGAUAUAAUCCCUAAAACUAAGUAGUUCCUUUGCAGGGCAGAGGCAUGGGGGUUGAGUGAGAACAUAGUUGUCUCCUGAUUAUGUUUAAGCCGUAUGUUUCAAGAAUGAGAAACUUAAGUGCAAAUUUCCUCUUUUUUUUUUUUAAGGUAUUUUGUAAAAGUGAAAGCAUUUAAAUAAAUGACUUGUGAAAUAGGUUGAUGAACUGUGUAUGAAAAAUAAUGCAAAGAGCUCUUUGGGUAUGGAAAAAAUGCAAAUUGCAUAUCUUUAAAAGGAAGACAACUUUGGAUGCACCUGUCUGCCAUAAAAUGCUUUAAAAUAUGUUGAUUAUAAAAAUAGUUUUAGAGUUCUGAAUGUAUGUUUGGCUGUUUUGUAGUAAAGGACACUGUGUAAUGAAGGUGCUUAAAUUAAAUCCGAGACAAGUAACUUUUGGUCUGCCAGAUGCGUAUGUACUUUGAAUACACCAAGAUCUGGGUGUUUCACCAAUUUUUUUCUGUAAAAACUUGUAUUAAGUGAUAAGUGAAGUACUGUUUCUUGUUAGUGCUAUUCUUAGCAGUAUUUUAACCAACUUGUAUUUCAUAUGUUAAAAUUCCAUGUACACAGAAGUCUGAAAAGAGCUUGUCUUUGCCUGCUUUGUUAGUCUGAAUGAGAGAUACAAUUUGUGAUGGCUUUUUCUACUGUGUGUCUUGCUGUUUCUAGAUGCUGAUAGUCAAUCUGAUCCACAUUACUGCGUCACAUGACUAUCCUUUUCUCAUAUUAUUAUCUUUGAGCUUUAAUUUCCUUCUCCAUAUACUUACUUUCCUUUCCAACUGUGGGUUUUUUUCUCGGAUCAAAGCAGUAAGGAAUGAUCUUCAUUUGCCGUACUUAUUUAUAUCUCUGUAUAACGUAGUUAUCAAAUCCAGGCCUUCAGUUUAAAGUAGAGUCGUAACAGUACUUUUUCCACAUAAAUUAAAAAAAAAAGCAUAAAUUUAAUUUUAAAAAAUAGCACUGUACACCUUGUAAAGGAGUUUGUGAUCUUUAUUCUUCAAGUGAAUCACAUACAUCUUGUUUUUAAUUUCCUCCUCUUUGAUACCACUGUAACUAAUACCGUUUGUAGUUUCUUCUUCUUUGUUAAAGAUGCACAUGAACUUAACUAUUAAUUUUUGGGUUAUUAGGUUUCUAAAUAACGUUUGGGAGCACUUCUACUGAUAAAUGUUACUCUGCUAUGUAAGAGACGGGUCAGGAUUUCAGCAUGUCUGUUCUACUCAGGAGAGACAGAUGAUAACAUUUCUGUGACUAAAUCACACAGCAAAUGCUUCUAUGAAUAUAAAAAAAACCUUUGGAAACUUUCUCCUCUUUGUCUGUGUUGCAAAUGUAUCCUGUGUGGUGAUGUUCAGCAGUUUUGAGGACUUGUGCUAUCUGAUGGUUAGGUUUCUUAAACAUCUUGCAUUUUCUUAAGCAUCUUGCAUUUGGAUAAGUUAAAAAUAAAAUCUUAAUCCACAGUCCUGUAGGUAACUUAGCAGGGUGAGCUAUCAAAACUAUUGAAGCACAGAAACCAAAUGUUCACUGUCAGACCAAAGGAAAAAUAGAACUCCUACAUUUGGCUUUAUGUGAAACAGUAAAUAGCUACGGAAGAAACAUGUCUUCAUCUCUAUUACUCCUCUCUAUGUUGAAAAAAUACCUAGUGUCUGUCGAUGUGUCGUUUGCAGCUUGAGCAUCCAAGGUAAAUAGGAACAUGGAACUAUAGUGAAUGACCUGAUUAAUUCCUUUAAAAUGUUAAAAUGCCAUUAUAGAAUUUAUCUAAUGGUCCUAUUUCUGGUUCUUGAUUUUUAAAGCAUUAAAUAAAUAUACCACAUUUAUAAAAAGAUUAGGAAAUGCCACAUUAUGUUUGAUAAUCACUUUGAUAUCAGGGGACUAACAGCAUUGAGCUAUACUAAAUGAUCUUGCGGGAACAUCAAUAAAAUGCAGUGUUUCAUACUUUGAUAUUUUAUUUUUAAUGUGUUGCCUUAUUAGUAACAUUGAU
Molecule: messenger RNA, 4576 nt
Organism: Struthio camelus australis
Lineage: Eukaryota; Metazoa; Chordata; Aves; Struthioniformes; Struthionidae
Gene: ZBTB5
Product: zinc finger and BTB domain containing 5
Biological process (GO): regulation of transcription by RNA polymerase II
Cellular component (GO): nucleus
Molecular function (GO): DNA-binding transcription repressor activity, RNA polymerase II-specific; protein binding
Source: RefSeq, a predicted model, not a curated record